UUCAGAAAAAGAUUUUCAGUCAGAACUGCGUUGUGAUCAACGCAGCUGACAAUUUUUAAGUAUUAGAAUAUCGAUAAUUUCUUAAGUUUAUUUUGUAUCGGUACAGGAUGUUGUGAUAUGUAAUGUUUUUCUGACUAAACUGCAUUAAAAAGAAACGAAGAUGUCUAUGAUAGUAACUUCAGACUCUAAAGCUACCUUGCGGGAUGUUAAGCGAGUCCAGUUUGGUAUAUUGAGUCCAGAUGAAAUCCGUCGGAUGUCAGUUACUGAAGGAGGUGUCAAAUAUCCUGAAAUCUAUGAAGGUGGUCGACCAAAGCUUGGUGGUCUUAUGGAUCCCCGUCAGGGAGUUAUUGACAAGAUGUCUCGCUGCCAGACAUGUGCAGGGAACAUGGCAACAUGUCCUGGACAUUUCGGACACAUAGAACUUGCCAAACCUGUUUUUCAUGUUGGCUUUUUGAAGAAAAGUAUUAAAGUUUUGAGAUGUGUCUGCUUCUACUGUUCAAAACUUCUGGUAUCUCCAAAUAACCCCAAAAUCAAAGAAAUUAUUGGGAAGACUAAAGGUCAGCCAAGGAAAAGAUUAGCACAUGUGUAUGAUCUUUGCAAAGGAAAAAAUAUUUGUGAAGGUGGGGAUGAAAUUGAUGCAAAACUAGGCCAAGAAAACACUAUGCAUGAUGAUGGGACAAAAAAGUCUGGCCAUGGUGGUUGUGGACGUUAUCAGCCUUCUAUUCGUCAGAGUGGUCUGGAUCUGACUGCUGAAUGGAAGCACAUUAAUGAAGAUUCUCAAGAAAGAAAAAUUGCCCUUAGUGCAGAAAGAGUUUGGGAAAUUUUCAAACAUAUAUCAGAUGAAGAAUGCAAUGUACUUGGGAUGGAUCCAAAGUAUGCAAGACCAGAUUGGAUGUUGGUAACUGUGUUACCAGUUCCACCUCUACCUGUUAGACCUGCUGUAGUUAUGUUUGGAUCUGCCAGAAAUCAGGAUGAUCUUACUCAUAAACUUUCAGAUAUUGUCAAGGCUAAUAAUGAGUUAAUUCGUAAUGAACAAAGUGGGGCUGCUGCUCAUAUAAUAGCAGAAAAUAUUAAAAUGCUACAAUUUCAUGUAGCAACAAUGGUGGAUAAUGAAUUGCCUGGAUUACCAAGAGCAAUGCAAAAAAGUGGCAGACCUUUAAAAUCAAUCAAGCAGCGUUUGAAAAGUAAAGAAGGCCGUAUUCGUGGUAAUUUGAUGGGAAAGCGAGUUGAUUUUUCUGCUCGUACUGUCAUUACACCUGAUCCUAAUCUUUGCAUUUGGGAGGUUGGAGUGCCAAGAUCUAUUGCACAAAAUUUGACUUUCCCAGAAAUUGUGACUCCCUUUAACAUAGAUAAAAUGCAUGAAUUAGUCCAACGAGGAAAUAACCAAUAUCCUGGUGCAAAAUAUAUUGUUCGUGAUAGUGGAGAAAGAAUAGACUUGAGAUUUCACCCUAAAGCUAGCGACCUGCAUUUGCAGUGUGGUUAUAGAGUAGAGCGUCAUGUUAGAAAUGGAGACGUGAUUGUCUUCAAUCGACAACCUACCUUGCACAAAAUGUCUAUGAUGGGGCAUCGUAUUAGAGUUUUGCCCUGGUCAACAUUUCGAAUGAAUCUGAGUGUGACAACACCUUACAAUGCUGAUUUUGAUGGAGAUGAAAUGAAUUUGCAUGUUCCACAAUCCCUUGAAACUAGAGCUGAAGUCCAAGAAUUGGCUCUUGUGCCAAGAAACAUUAUAACACCACAAUCAAACAAACCUGUUAUGGGUAUUGUGCAGGAUACUUUGACUGCUGUGCGUAAAAUGACAAAGCGUGAUGUUUUCUUGGAAAAGGAUCAGAUGAUGACUCUUCUAAUGUUUCUUCCAAUUUGGGAUGGUAAAGUACCAAUGCCUGCAAUAUUAAAGCCUAAGCCUUUAUGGACUGGGAAACAAUUGUUUUCUCUCAUUAUUCCUGGAAAUGUCAAUUUAAUCCGUACUCAUAGUACACAUCCAGAUGAAGAAGAUGAUGGACCUUAUAAAUGGAUAUCUCCUGGCGAUACCAAAGUACUUAUUGAACAUGGAGAGCUCAUUAGUGGAAUUGUUUGCAAAAAAACUGUUGGAGCAUCUAGUGGUUCUUUGAUGCAUGUAUUAUUUGUUGAACUGGGUCAUGAAGUUGCUGGUGCAUUUUAUGGACAUAUUCAAACUGUUGUCAAUAACUGGUUGUUACUGGAGGGGCACAGUAUUGGUAUUGGAGACACUAUUGCUGAUCCACAAACUUACAUUGACAUUCAGAAUACAAUCAAAAAGGCUAAAAUGGACGUGAUAGAAGUUAUUGAAAAAGCUCAUAAUGAUGAUUUGGAACCUACUCCUGGUAAUACAUUGAGACAAACUUUUGAAAACCAAGUGAAUCGUAUCCUUAAUGAUGCCAGAGACAAAACUGGUGCUAGUGCCCAGAAAUCUUUAUCUGAAUUUAACAACUUUAAAGCUAUGGUGGUGUCUGGGGCUAAGGGAUCGAAAAUUAAUAUAUCUCAAGUUAUUGCUUGUGUGGGACAACAGAAUGUUGAGGGUAAACGAAUACCUUUUGGAUUUAGGAAACGUACCUUGCCUCAUUUUAUCAAGGAUGAUUAUGGUCCUGAAAGUAGAGGUUUUGUAGAAAAUUCAUACCUUGCUGGCUUGACACCCUCAGAAUUUUUCUUUCAUGCUAUGGGAGGCAGAGAAGGUCUUAUUGAUACUGCUGUCAAAACUGCUGAAACUGGUUACAUUCAGCGUCGUUUGAUAAAAGCUAUGGAAAGUGUAAUGGCAACUUAUGAUGGAACUGUUCGAAACAGUACAGGCCAAGUUAUUCAGUUCCGUUAUGGAGAAGAUGGAUUAGAAGGAACAACUGUUGAAUUUCAAUCUUUGCCUACAUUGAAACCGUCUAACAAGGCAUUUGAAAAACGCUUCAAAUUUGAUGCCACUAAUGAGAGAUACCUUCGUCGCAUCUUUUUAGAAGAUGUUGUGCGAGAAAUUUUAGGUGAUCCUAAGGCUAUUGGUGAAUUUGAAAAAGAAUGGGAAACAUUAAAAGCUGAAAGAGAAGUUUUACGAAGCAUAUUUCCUACAGGAGACAGCAAGGUAGUUUUACCAUGCAAUUUGCAGAGAAUGAUUUGGAAUGCUCAAAAGAUUUUCCAUGUAAAUACUAGAUCAGCAACAGAUUUAAGUCCUUUGCGUGUUAUGCAAGGUGUUGAAGGCCUUGUGAAGAAGUUAAUCAUUGUGCCUGGAGAAGAUAGGUUGAGUAUACAGGCAAAUGACAAUGCUACUAUUUUAUUCAGGGCUCUUCUGCAUUCAACUUUAUGCACUAAAAGAGUUGCUGAAGAAUUCCGUUUGUCCACUGAAGCUUUUGAUUGGCUCCUUGGAGAAAUCGAAACACGUUUUCAACAAGCUCAAGUCCAGCCUGGAGAAAUGGUGGGUGCCUUAGCUGCACAGUCUUUAGGAGAGCCUGCCACUCAGAUGACAUUGAAUACUUUCCAUUAUGCUGGUGUGUCAGCCAAAAAUGUAACACUUGGUGUACCAAGAUUGAAGGAAAUUAUUAACAUAUCCAAGAAACCUAAAACACCUUCCCUUACUGUAUUUCUCACUGGUGCUGCUGCCAGGGAUGCUGAAAAGGCAAAGGAUGUACUUUGUCGUCUGGAACAUACUACACUAAGAAAAGUCACUGCAAAUACUGCUAUUUAUUAUGAUCCAGAUCCUCAGAAUACUGUCAUUGCUGAAGAUCAAGAAUUUGUGAAUGUAUACUAUGAAAUGCCCGAUUUUGAUCCUUCUCGUAUUUCACCCUGGUUGUUACGUAUUGAACUAGACAGAAAAAGAAUGACAGAUAAAAAACUAACUAUGGAACAAAUUGCAGAAAAGAUAAACGCUGGUUUUGGAGAUGAUUUAAACUGUAUUUUCAAUGAUGAUAAUGCAGAAAAGCUUGUUUUGAGAAUAAGAAUUAUGAAUAAUGAUGACAAUAAAUUGCAAGAAGAGGAAGAGCAGGUUGAUAAAAUGGAAGAUGAUGUUUUCCUUCGUUGUAUUGAAGCUAAUAUGUUAAGUGAUAUGACUCUACAAGGCAUUGAAGCUAUAGCUAAAGUAUACAUGCAUUUACCUACAACUGAUAAUAAGAAAAGAAUUGUUAUAACAGAAACCGGUGAAUUCAAAUCAAUUGCAGAGUGGCUUUUAGAAACAGAUGGGACUAGUUUAAUGCGAGUUUUAAGUGAAAAGGAUGUAGAUCCUGUCCGUACAUACUCCAAUGAUAUUUGUGAAAUAUUUGCUGUAAUGGGUAUUGAAGCUGUUCGUAAAGCCAUUGAAAAAGAAAUGAAUCAUGUAAUUUCUUUUGAUGGUUCCUAUGUAAACUAUCGUCAUUUGGCUUUACUUUGUGAUGUUAUGACAGCCAAAGGCCAUUUGAUGGCUAUAACUCGUCAUGGUAUUAAUCGACAAGAUACAGGCGCACUUAUGAGGUGUUCUUUUGAAGAAACUGUUGAUAUUUUGUUAGAUGCUGCAUCCCAUGCUGAAUUGGAUCCAUUGAAAGGUGUAUCUGAAAAUAUAAUUAUGGGACAACUUCCUAGAAUGGGUACUGGAGCAUUUGAUUUACUUUUAGAUGCUGAGAAAUGCAAAUAUGGCAUAGAAAUUCCAUUAGCUGGAGCAAUGGGUGGACCAGGAGUCUUUUUUGGAAGUGCGGCCAGUCCAACAAGUGGUAUGUCACCUCAGAUGACCCCUUGGAAUCAAGGUACUACACCUGCUUAUGCAAAUGCUUGGUCUCCAGGAUUAGGAAGUGGAAUGACACCUGGUGCUGCUGGCUUCUCACCAUCCGCUGCAAGUGAUGCCAGUGGAUAUAGCCCAGGUUACAGUCCAGCUUGGUCACCACAGCCAGGAUCACCAGCUUCUCCUGCAUCACCAUACAUUCCAAGUCCUGUGGGAGCAAUGUCUCCAAGUUAUUCACCAUCAUCUCCAUCAUUUGCUCCAACUUCACCAUCUUUGACUCCUCAGAGUCCCAGUUAUUCACCAACUUCACCAUCUUAUUCUCCUACAAGCCCAAGUUAUUCUCCAACAUCUCCAAAUUAUAGUCCAACCAGUCCAAGUUACUCGCCAUCAAGUCCAAGUUAUUCUCCUACCAGCCCAAGUUACUCUCCAACAAGUCCUAGCUAUUCUCCUACAAGUCCAAGUUACUCUCCUACUAGCCCUAGUUACAGUCCUACAAGUCCAAGUUAUUCACGAACAAGUCCUAGCUACUCGCCUACCAGCCCAAGCUACAGUCCUACUAGUCCAAGUUAUUCACCGACUAGUCCUAGCUACAGUCCAACCAGUCCAAGUUAUUCUCCAAGUUCUCCUAAUUAUACACCAGCAUCACCUUCUUAUUCUCCUACUAGCCCUAGCUAUAGUCCUACAAGCCCUAGUUACUCACCAACCAGUCCAAGCUACAGUCCUACAAGCCCAAGUUAUUCACCGAGUUCUCCAAGUUAUUCUCCACAGAGCCCUAGUUACAGUCCAGGAAGUCCUAAUUAUUCUUUGACGAGUCCAAAAUAUUCUCCAACUUCACCUUCUUACAGUCCUACCAGUCCAAGUUAUUCACCUGGGUCACCACAAUACACGCCUACAUCUCCCAAGUACAGCCCUACAUCUCCAACAUAUUCUCCUACUUCACCAUCUUAUUCUCCUUCAAGUCCCAAGUACUCUCCUUCAAGUCCACAAUAUUCUCCAACUAGCCCAUCAUAUACCCCUACUUCUCCAAAGUAUAGUCCUCCGUCGCCUCAGUAUAGCCCAUCUUCACCAAAAUAUUCUCCAACUUCUCCAUCCUAUUCUCCUACAUCGCCUCAGUACAGCCCUACAAGUCCUACUUAUUCUGUUACGAGUCCUAAAGGUUCCUCCUAUUCUCCAACUAGCCCUGGCUAUUCACCAUCUUCUCCGUCUUAUUCACCAGCAAGUCCUGAUGAUGAUGAAGACAGUGACAAAUAAUGCCAUGUGUGCUGAACUGUCUUAAAUUUGACUUAAACUUGACUCAAAUGAUUUGCAUUAAAAAUGGGUGGGAAGUUCCUUGAUUUUGAGAAUUUAAAGGAAUAUGAAUAAAGGAUUUUUAUUCUAGUGCCAUCUAUUUAAAAUGUUUGUGAAAUGAAUAUUAAGAUGAAUUGGUGGUAUCAAACUUUGUCCCGCUGUCUUAUACGUUUCUAAAUAAAGAAGUUGGAUUUGUAAAUAUAUGAUUCUGCUGGUUCUAUCUUAUCUUUGCCUACCAUGUCAAUUUGGGUUUAUGUUAGAAAAUGUUAAUAAACCAAUUUUUAAUGCAAGAUAUAUAAUAUACAUGGAUAUUUUAAAAUAUUUUAAGAAUAUGCACAUUACUGAGAUGUUUAAUAUCUCGGUAUUAUCAUCAUGCUUAUGAUUUUUUUGUAUUUCAUAAAGAAUUUAAUAGAACACUCGAGUAAAAGUAAAUUUAAUGAGGUAAUGAUUUUAUAAAGACUUUUUGUAUACUUAAACAGUGGUAAAAAAAAUGGCACAACUUUUCCCAUCUAAUCUUGUGUGAAAUAAUUAAUGAUUUUUUUUAAAAAUCGCAAUUAAAUGUGAUAUGAAAAGACAUUUCAAGUUAAAUUGAAAUUAUAUUUAAAAAAAUGUUUCAUUUGUUUGUUUUUUUCUUAAGUAUGUUAUUUUGCAUAUAUUGUACUUUUCAAUACAUCUAUAUUUAUUUUAAUUUGUGAUCCAGUGUUACAUAUAUGAAUAUUCAGUACUGUACUGUAUUGUACUUUUUUUCAGUACAUCUAUUUUUAUUUUAAUUAUGUGAUCCAGUGUUGUGUUUCAUAUAUGAAUAUUCAAUGUUAAUUACGGAUAUUGUGAUUAAUUCAAUAUUAUAUUUAAACAAUGUAAUUUCCAUAUUAUGCGAUGUAAUGUUGUCUUUAAAUAAAGUUAAUCAACUUUG
Molecule: messenger RNA, 6881 nt
Organism: Argiope bruennichi
Lineage: Eukaryota; Metazoa; Arthropoda; Arachnida; Araneae; Araneidae
Gene: RpII215
Product: DNA-directed RNA polymerase II subunit RPB1-like
Exons: 2
Coding region: 161-5932 (1923 amino acids)
Biological process (GO): transcription by RNA polymerase II
Cellular component (GO): RNA polymerase II, core complex
Molecular function (GO): DNA binding
Source: RefSeq, a predicted model, not a curated record